Messenger RNA from Tetrahymena thermophila SB210, 1143 nucleotides. RefSeq lists its product as hypothetical. The transcript has a single exon. The record is from RefSeq and is a predicted model, not a curated record. NCBI's taxonomy places the organism in Eukaryota, Ciliophora, Oligohymenophorea, Hymenostomatida, Tetrahymenidae.
AUGGAAUUCCCUUUAUUUGAUGCAGAAGAAAAUGGCGAUAGCAACUCAGAAGAACUUCAAAUUAUUUUGAAUGAAAAUAUUGAAUCAAAUUAAGAAAAAGUAUCAAGAGGAUCUUCUACGUCUUUAAUGCACAGAAAGAAAAAUAUUUAAAAGAAAAAGAAGAAUGCUAUGAAUUGCACUGACUUAGUUUGUAAAGAAUAUUUGAUGUAAAAUGUUUCUCAAAUCAGAUGGAAAACUGUCAAGAAUUACAAUAUCUUUUUCCUAUCCUUUGAUUUCAUCUUUGAUUUAGAUGGUUAAGGUAAAUUAGAUGACUCUGACUACUGGUCAGAAAGAUCUAAUUUUUUGUAGAAUUACAGACCUACAUGUAAAAUUUAAAGAUUCGAUUAGUAUUCUGUAUAUUAUAUCAAUAAUUCUAUUACUGGAAUAACUGACUACAGUGUACCAAUUAAAAUACUUGAAAAAAUUAAUAAUUAAUUUGCAUUUAAAAUGAUUAAUGCACUCAAAUAUACUUAGUAACAAUUUUAACAACUUGAUAUGCUAAAUACAAAACUUAAAAGUAUAUUUUCAGCGAGCUAUCUAAAAGAAAAAUUAGAUUCUAAUUUUGAAAAGUCGUUUAGUAUGGCAUAGGAUAUUGCUAAGUAAUUAAUAGCUAAUAAUAAUGAAUAUUUUGUUUUAAUUGUACUUAGAAUGUGCCCAGAGACUCUGACUUACAAAGCAUAGAUGAUUAUAAAAUCCUUAAAAUUAUUAAAGUUAACUUCUUUGGAUAAUAUUAACUUAUUAGAUAGACUUGCGCUCAAGUAGAGAUUACCCUAUUUAAUUGAUCCUUAAACAUAAUUAGAUUUAUGUGUAAACUUUAUGUACGAUGACUAUGUCUACGAAAGCACUCUUUUAACGAUAAACGAGGAUAUUAUCCCUUGCUUAUUAGAAACGAAAAAGGCUUAUUUGUCAUCCUGCGAAAUAAGUAAAGGCAUUUUCUUACCUGAUAUUUGUAUUAUUGAAAAAUUCACAAUAAACCCAAAUAUUAUAAAUGCUCUACUUUCUGAAAAUUAUAAAAAAAAUUAAAAGUAUUUAAUAUAUGACUUAGAAGAAUGUAACGAGCAAGCGAAUUAAUUUAUAAACAAAUAUUAUACAUAAAAUAUAUGA